Molecule: messenger RNA, 3161 nt
Organism: Venturia canescens
Lineage: Eukaryota; Metazoa; Arthropoda; Insecta; Hymenoptera; Ichneumonidae
Exons: 3
Coding region: 689-1351 (220 amino acids)
Source: RefSeq, a predicted model, not a curated record
UCCGAUUAGCCCUGACUCGGUCUCGCGGGGUGUGUAGAUCAAGAAGCCAUAGGAGAGAACUCUGUGGUUUUUCAUUGACGUUGCACGAGCAUUCUCGUGCAGUUCUCCACCGACGUUGAACGCCAACGGUUCGUCUCGUCCUCCGGCUAAAAAAUUUUCCUUUGGUUCGCUUGUCACCGAAAUUCAUGAGCUUGUGAGACUCGAGAUCGUUUUUUUUUUUUUCUUCCUCACCAUCAAUUAUUCAAUAGUUCGAUCGUUCGAUUCGUCGUCGCGCUACGUCGCGACGAAUUAGCUAUUAUUUUUGGGGGAUUUUCGUCUACUAUUCCGAAGGUGAAUUUGUGCACGCGGACUUUUUGUGUAUUCCUUGGUAGAGGGCAGAGUUCCAGACACGAGUCGGGAGAAAAUCUUGACCGGCGCGUUGGAGCACUGACCGGAAGCCGCUUCCUCGGAGCUUUCGCGACAUCCGAACACACGAGCUUUUGGCCAGUCGAUCCGCCGCGUCUCGGUCCCGACGAGAGACGCUGGAAGUUCGCGGCUACCGGUGAACCAGCGGGGAGUACAAGAUCACCGGAAGUCGUAAUUAUCACGUUCGUGUGCGCGUAGACAGGCCGCGAAGAAAAAAUCGCUGUAUAUAGUGGAAGUUGAGGGAAGACGUAAAGUUAAGAGGAGCAGAAGCGAGUAGGAAAAAAUGGCGAGGCAACAGACAACGGAUCGCAAUAUACCUCAUUUGAGAGACAUCUUUGGUUUCGGUAACAAAUGGGAGAACGGUAGAUCCCAUCAGUCCGAAGAGAAAGCUCCGGGUCACGACAGCGCGAUAUCCGUCGGCUCGACUUCCGGCGAGGAAGAGAGCCCGAAGAACAGCAAGAAGAAGAAGUCCCGUCGCCGCGACAACAGCAAAACUCUCACGGAGAGUGACGUCAAACAUCUCGAGCGUCAUUUGUCGAUGAAAAAAACGAUCAGAAAAAAAAUCAUGCGGGAUUUGCAGCAGGCAUUCGUUGAAGAUCCAAAUGAAUUUAGAGUCGACGAUAUUCCACAUGAACAACUCAAAGCUGAAAUCAACAUACAGAGCCUUAGCUUCGGUACACCCUCGCAAAAGCAGGGACGCACGCGUGGCAAUGCCGAGAGCACGUUCCUCGAUAUGCUACGUGCCGGUGGUGGUUUCGAGAAGGGAGCAGCAACUGAUGGUGAUCGAGAUUCUGGACACGGUGGUUCGCCGACGAGAGAAGUUCCCAGUGCACAGGAUACCGACGACGAAUCCAGUUAUCCCUACGACAGUCACACGGCGACACCGUCGAAGAAAGGCAGUAAUUUCUGGAGGCGUUUUACAAUGAAGAACCGCAAUAAGCGGUAAACCGCGGGGGCGAGACACACCUUUCCCAACCUUUUUCUCUCUUGCUCCCUCCCCUCGCCGUUCCGUACAUGUACUCGCGAGAAUUAACCGAGGCACCGAAUACUUAAUUAAACAAAUGUUCUCUCUUCCCUGGCCCUUAUCCCAUGACUCUACCAACGUAGUUCUGGAGCAGAGCUCACGACUGUGAUAUACGUAAAAAAAGAAAGAAAAACAUCUUCCCAUCCUCGAUUGUUAGACGCACAAUUGAUUUCUUAUUUUUUUCUCUUAUUUCCAAUGCUCGACGUUUCGCUGCAUCUCGUUAUUUGUAAUACGGCCCCAUCAAUUUCCUUGCAACAAUCUAACCAACGAAUACGAUUUCAUUAUCAAUUUCUACAUCGGACCAAAUUGUGACAGGUACAACAUUUUUGUAUCUCAAAUGAUUUUAUACUCGCAUAUCCAUUCUGUUGAUCAACAGAAUUAUCGAAUAAUCAUUAAACGAAUGUGUCAACUUUUUUGGACUUCGUAUUUAUCAAGCGUUUUGGACAUGAGAUUUUUCUAAUCAAAUACUUCGUUCAUUACACUCAAACGUUCGUCUCUUGGCAGUGGCUCUAAAGACGUUUUUGACAUGAGCAUCCUUUUUUUGUGGGGAAAAAAAUGUAUCAAAAAUCUACAAGAGUCAAAUCACGUGGUCAAAGUUCGUAUGACGAUGAAUGAAUCAAUGUUCUGUUCUCAAAAAUCGUUUGUACAUUCAUUCACCAUGUUGUCAAAUCGUUGCAAUAUUGAAUUUUUCACUUCAACUGAAAAAUACUAUAGAAUUUUGGACUUGUCAUUCCUGGCGUAAUUUGCCAAUCCUCUAUGUCCAAACUAUUUGAACUUUGGAGACCACCUUGGCAAAAAAAGAGUGAUGAACAAUUAUCUGGACCAAUACUUUCAUAAGAUAUUUAAUGGAAAAUUACAAAAUGGGCGAAAGAGACUGGAAAACUUUCAAGAAUGAACCAUUCCGAUCAUUACUUCGUGGACAGACAAUUAAGUCCGUUAUAAUUGAUGUGUUUUUCCAACAUCAUUGAAAAAUGUAUGCAAAUAUGUCUACACGAAAAUUUGAUUUGUUCAUUACAUAGAUAUCGUAAUGAAAAUAUAUUCAUUCUUUAUGAUUUUCGUAAAUCCAGCAAUCUACCAAACUCUAUCAUUUCUUACGUGCAAUUCGACGAACAAAAGAAAAGGACUCAUCACAACUAAGAGUGAAACGUUAAAAAUUAAAUAUGCGCGAUCGUUAUCUGCUUUGGUUAUAUAUUUGUUUUGUCGUAACAUACUUAAUUAGCAUUAGCUAGUCAACUUUCAAGUGAUGUGUGACACGCUGAUAGAAUUAUCCAUGAAGCGAUUAUUAUAUAUGCAUACAUAGGUAUGUGUAUGUGUGCGCAUCGAAUUACGUCGAAAGAUUACUUGCAUCGAUCACCAUGUGAAGUUUGCGAAGAGGAAAAAGCUACAACUAUCAAUUUUUAAAGUGUUCUCAAGAACACUUUGAUCAAUGCAAUGUGACUGUACGAUUUUCGCUGAAGCAUAUAUCGUUCCUACUUUCGAAAUACUGCAAAAGGAGAACAAAAAAGAAACAAACGCACGAUCUACACCGGCACGUACAAUGUUCGAGUGUUCGAAAGUCCAAUUUUUUGGAUUCUUAUUUUAUUUCCUUUUCAAUUGCCCCAUAACAUUAAGAUACCUGUUUUAAGUUGUAAAUUAGUUUUUAAACGAUGUGUAAUAUUAAUAAGUGUAUUAUAUACGACAAUCUUCACUGUAUGUAGGCAAUAUACAUUGGAAUAAAUCAUUCUUCCAGAUA